UGGUAAAACCCCAAAUAAAACCUUCCGCCGCCGCACGGCUCCGUUCCGCCAACUUCAUUCCGUUUUAUUUCGCGGCCACCGUUUUCAAGAGUAAUCUCAGAGAGAGAGAGUGAAUCCGCGGUGUCUGGCUAUUUGAACGAACUGAUAUGUUGGAUUGCUAAGAUAAGAGAGCAGAAGAACAAGAAUGGUGUUAUCAAACAAGAAGCUGAAGGAGAAGCUACGAGCUGCUAAAGCCACAGUAAUCACAAUCUCGGGAGGUAAGAAUAAGUUAGCAGACAAAAGUCAUGAGAAAUCCCAGGCUAUUUCUUCUAAAGCCUCGGAUUCCUUGAGGGUUAUCCAGAAUCUAGAGGCACAAAAGUCCAAAUCAUCCAAAAGAGAAAGACCUAAAAGAGUAAAACCAAAGAAAAAGGCACUUUCUGAGAAUGCAAACAUUACUAAAAAUGGAGGAACAAGUGGUGAUGUGGUGCUAAAGCAACAAGAUGGGCUGAAUUCAGAUACUAAGCAGGAGAAGAAGUUGAAGAAAAGGAAGAAUGAUGAAAGUGGGGCAUCAGAGAACGUAAAGAAGAAAAGAAAGAAGAGAGAUGAAAGUGAGACAUCAGAGAAUGUAGAGAAGAAGCAGAAAGAUGAAAGUGAGGCUUCAGUUAAAGUGAAGAAGAAAAGCAACAAGAAGAAGAAGAGGCCGCGACAGUGGUGGAUGAUAAAGAAGAGAAAGAAUGACGAUAAAAAAAAUGAGGCGGAAGAUGGGGCAGUCAAGGAAGGAGUUAACCACAAUGAAAAUGGAUCUACUACGGAGCAACUUGUGGCAAAUGCUGAUGUGAGCAUUGAUAAUGAUAGAAUUUAUUUAGAGAGUUCUCAAAAAGUGUACGUUGGAGGCAUCCCAUACUACUCCAAUGAGGAUGAUAUUAGAAGUUACUUUGAAGGUUGUGGAACCAUUACUUUCAUUGAUUGUAUGACAUUUCCAGACACUGGGAAGUUCCGAGGAAUAGCAUUUAUCACUUUCAAGACCGAAGCUGCAGCGAAAAGGGCAUUGGCACUUGAUGGUUCCGACAUGGGUGGUUUUUUCCUUAAAAUCCAGCCUUUCAAGUCAGCUAAAGAAAACAAGUUGCCCAAUUUUGCACCAUCUGUCGAGGAGGGCUACAAUAGGAUAUAUGUGGGUAAUCUGGCAUGGGAUAUAACCGAGGAUGAUUUGAAGAAUACUCUUGCUGGCUGCGCAAUUAAAUCUAUUCGGUUUGGUGAAGAUAAAGAGACGGGGGAGUUCAAGGGAUAUGCCCAUGUCGAUUUCGAUGACAGCCUCUCUCUAAAAACAGCUUUGAACUUGGAUCAAACCGUAGUCUGUGGGAGGCCUAUUAAAAUAAGCUGUGCCGUGAAGAAAGGUACUGCUUUUGAGUCGAAACCAAUUCGAAAAGAUAAUCAAGUCGAGAAUGGCAAGGGGGCCGCUGCUGCCAGUUUGAAGGCUCCACCUAAAGACUAUCAAGUCAAUGCGGUAGCUGCUGCUGCCAGUUUAAAGGUGCCACCAGAAGACUAUCAAGUCGACCAUUAUAAUACUAGCAGUGUCGCAACUGAUGUUAGUUCAAAGAUACGGAGGCGAACAUGUUAUGAAUGUGGAGAAAAGGGCCAUCUUUCAUCAGCUUGCCCAAAGAUACAAGCCGCUGCUCCUACAAAUCCAGGUACACAACCGCUGUUACCUGCUGCUGCCAGUUCAAAGGUGCCACAAGAAGACUAUCAAGUCGACUAUUAUAAUACUAGUAGUGCCACAACUGAUGUUAGUUCAAAGAUACGGAGGCGAACAUGUUACGAAUGUGGAGAAAAAGGCCAUCUUUCAUCAGCUUGCCCGAAGAUACAAGCUGCUGCUCCUACAAAUCCAGGUACACAACCGGUGUUACCUGCUGCUGCCAGUUUAAAGGUGCCACAAGAAGACUAUCAAGUCAACUAUUAUAAUACUAGUGUAGAAGCUGAAAAGCAAGUUACAAGCAGUGUCACAGCUGAUGUUAGUUCAAAGAUUCGGAGGCGAACAUGUUACGAAUGUGGAGAAAAAGGGCACCUUUCAUCAGCUUGCCCGAAGAUACAAGCUGCAACUCCUACAAAUCCAGGUACACAACUGCUGGUACCUACUGCUGCUGCUGCCAGUUUAAAGGUCCCACAAGAAAACUAUCAAGUCAACCAUUAUAAUGCUAGUGUAGAAGUUGAAAAGCAAGUUCCUAGCAGUGUCUCGGCUGCUAUGAGUUCAAAGAUACGGAGGCGAACAUGUUACGAAUGUGGACAAAAGGGCCAUCUUUCAUCAGAUUGCCCUAAGGUACAAGCUGCUGCUACUACAACUCCAGAAAAAAGAUAGAGAAAGAGAGGAGGCUUUUUAAUUUAUACAUUUGAAUAUUGAGAAAGAAUUGACAAUGAGAGUGAAGCUUGUGCUUCUUUCAUUUUUGCUCCCAUUUUUCCCAUUGUACUUCUAGCUUUCAUGCAAAAUUGUUGUUAUAUUAUGUAGUUAUUCUAUCAACAAAAAAACAUGACAUAAGAUUAGAAAUUCACUUUGAUUUUCUGUCUAA
This is a messenger RNA of Salvia splendens (bonfire salvia), 2540 nucleotides long. Its product is annotated as protein gar2. The record is from RefSeq and is a predicted model, not a curated record. Lineage: Eukaryota; Viridiplantae; Streptophyta; Magnoliopsida; Lamiales; Lamiaceae. Gene Ontology annotation, molecular function: RNA binding; zinc ion binding. Bases 185 to 2332 code for a protein of 715 amino acids. The transcript is spliced from 5 exons.